This is a messenger RNA of Peromyscus eremicus (cactus mouse), 2058 nucleotides long. RefSeq names its product spindlin family member 4 (gene Spin4). NCBI's taxonomy places the organism in Eukaryota, Metazoa, Chordata, Mammalia, Rodentia, Cricetidae. The record is from RefSeq and is a predicted model, not a curated record. Gene Ontology annotation, biological process: regulation of DNA-templated transcription; gamete generation. The coding region runs from base 499 to 1248 and encodes 249 amino acids. The transcript has a single exon. Gene Ontology annotation, cellular component: nucleoplasm; cytosol.
UCCCAGUUCCGCAGAUUGGCCAAGCUGACAAGCGCUGCCAAGACCAGGCCGCGCAAACUGCUGGAAGACGUGCCACUGCCUGCACUUUCGUUGCUGCAACCAUCCCUGUCAUCUCUUGUCCACGUUGACUGUCGUCUUCUUCUCUGCUGCCGUUCUGCGACCACAGCAGCAUUGACAACAACAGCUAAGUGGCGGAUUCUGGCUGGGACUUGGGCUUGGGAGUCAGGGAAGGCGCCAGGCGCGGACAGAACCCGGGAGCCCGCCAUCUCUCUCUAGCCAUCACUACUGCAAUCACCCCUCCCUAAAGGAGGAGGACGAACUAGUGAGAGGCACUCUCUGUCUCAGUUCUCAGUCAGCUCGUUUCUGACAAAAUCUGAAGAAGAGAGGACGGACAUAGUCUCUCCGGUCGCGAAAAAUAUCUCCCGUUGGGUAGUGGCGACUAUUUGUCAGCUUGUUAAGCGAAGGGCAGCUUUGCUUCGGCCACCGAAGCCUUGAGCCAUGUCUCCUCCGACCGUGCCUCCUACUGGGGUGGAUGGUGUGUCCGCGUACCUGAUGAAGAAGAGGCACACUCACAAGAAGCAGCGGCGAAAGCCCACUUUCCUCACUCAUCGGAACAUCGUGGGCUGCCGCAUUCAACACGGCUGGAAAGAAGGCAACGAACCAGUGGAGCAAUGGAAGGGUACCGUGCUCGAGCAGGUUUCCGUGAAGCCCACGCUGUAUAUAAUUAAAUAUGACGGCAAAGACAGUGUGUACGGACUAGAACUGCACAGAGAUAAGAGAGUUUUGGCGCUGGAAGUUCUUCCUGAGAGAGUUCCUUCUCCUCGCGUUGAUUCUCGCCUGGCAGAUUCCCUGGUUGGGAAAGCAGUUGGACAUGUGUUCGAAGGUGAGCAUGGCAAGAAAGAUGAGUGGAAGGGUAUGGUGUUGGCACGAGCUCCCAUAAUGGAUACCUGGUUUUACAUCACCUACGAGAAAGAUCCGGUCCUCUAUAUGUACACCUUGCUGGAUGACUACAAAGACGGUGACCUGCGUAUCAUUCCAGAUUCCAACUACUACUUCCCUACAGCAGAACAGGAGCCUGGGGAGGUGCUCGACAGCCUCGUGGGCAAGCAGGUGGAACACGCCAAAGACGACGGAUCGAAGAGAACCGGCAUUUUCAUCCAUCAGGUGGUGGCCAAGCCAUCUGUCUACUUCAUUAAGUUUGAUGAUGAUAUUCACAUUUAUGUCUAUGGUUUGGUGAAAACCCCGUAAGUUUAUAGUGCUUUUUGAAAAAUUGGUGGCACUAUUAGAAGUAAAAUAGUUUAUGUUCUCAAAGUGGAUAAAUCUUAUUGUGCCUCCAUAUCUUAUAUUGACUGUUUUUCAGUUUUAACUCACGUGUAUGUUAGUACUUUUGUGAUUUAUUUGUUUUGUGAUUGAAAAUUUGAAUUGGUUGCUAAGAGAAAAGUUACAAAGUGUUUAGAUCCACUGAGACAAUUCUAAAGUAGAUAAACUGUGCAGCAUGUCUUGUGCUCCCUUCUUGUGCUCUUUUGAUUCCUCCAGAUAAUUAGCUUGAGAACUUGGCAUUUAUCUUAGGAUGUGUUCCUCACUCUCAAACAGAAAGUUCGAUGUAGCUUUUGUAAAAUUCAGCAGCCGAUUACGUACUUUCUGAUCAAUAGCACAGUCAAUCUCUGUCUUUCACUCUCACAACUGUGUGCACAGUACAUACAGAUAUGCCAAAAAGUAUCAAUUCUGUUAUUGGUGGUCAUUUAUUUCCUUUUUUAAUCGUAUUGCUGUUUUGUUGUAUUAAGGUGCUCCUAUUUCUAUAGAAGUGUUAUGUAGGCAUAUAUAUAGUUUUAAGAAAUAUUUCAAGGUUGGCAUUCACUGGUCUUUAAUGUUUGAAAAGCGGACUGGUAAAAAGUUCUAUGGUUUUUCUGAUUAUUUUGCUUGGUGUUUACCUGACUCAAUGAGAUUUAUUUUUCUACUUGGGAUAUUUCUCUUUUGUGAUUUGCUAAUUCCUAUCCUUUGUUCUUUUAUCUAUUCAACUGAUUUUUUCAUAUAAAGUUGUAGGAAUGUCUAUAAUGA